UGCGUUCGGCAAUGUAAAUCUGAGAUGCGAGCUAGCAGAUGACGAGCUUGAUCACGUGAUCUUCGAGCAAUCCGAAUGCCAAGAAUUAAUUCCGAACACUAUAGAGCUGCAAACUAUCUUUUAAGCCAUUGAAUGCACCCACUGUAGCCAACGUAACGAGUUCCACCACACUGCCGUGAUUCUUGCCAGAUUGAUCGUGCAACGUCCCGCAGUUUGAAAUAGAGAGAAAGGAACUAAGGAAGGGAGAAGAGAAUAGUACGAGAGAAACCGGACAAUUUAGUGGACUGACGACGACGCAGCGAGUGGCUUGGGUUGUGUGGACGGCAAUUCGUCUCCCCGGUAUAGUAGCGUUUACAGGACAAGGAGAGCGAGUAGCAUUGUGAGGAGGCGAUCGCACCCGCGACUCGCGAGUGUGGCGGCCGGCUGGCUGGCACGUUCUCGUCGUCGUCGUUGUUGUCAUCGUCAUCGUCAUCGUGAUAAUCGCAUUCCGUUGUCGUCCACUUGUCUCGUUACGCGUCUAGUUGAGCAAGGACGCAUACAGCGGACCUGAGUGGACCACGCGACUGAGCGGAACGGGCGAGAGCGGACCCAACGAGCGGAGCGACUCGGCCACAGCUACGACGAGCCUGUCACGAUGAGUUUUCUAUUUGGGAGUAGGUCUUCCAAGACUUUUAAACCAAAGAAAAACAUCCCGGAGGGUACUCAUCAAUAUGACCUGAUGAAACAUGCCGCUGCUACAUUAGGCUCCGGUAAUCUACGAUUGGCCGUAAUGCUUCCUGAAGGAGAGGAUUUGAAUGAAUGGGUCGCUGUUAAUACUGUUGAUUUUUUCAAUCAAAUCAACAUGUUGUACGGCACCAUCACAGAAUUCUGUACGGAGGAGAGUUGUCCAAUCAUGUCAGCCGGACCGAAAUAUGAAUAUCACUGGGCCGAUGGUCACACAGUGAAAAAGCCUAUCAAAUGUUCAGCACCCAAAUACAUAGACUACUUAAUGACCUGGGUGCAGGAUCAAUUGGACGACGAGACUCUAUUUCCAUCCAAAAUCGGAGUUCCUUUCCCUAAGAAUUUCUUAUCUAUUGCAAAAACUAUUCUGAAGCGGUUAUUCAGAGUAUAUGCUCACAUUUAUCAUCAGCAUUUUAGUGAAGUUGUGCAGCUCGGUGAAGAGGCGCAUUUAAAUACAUCGUUCAAACAUUUCAUAUUCUUUGUUCAGGAAUUUAAUUUGAUCGAGAGAAGAGAAUUGGCACCUUUGCAAGAGCUAAUAGAGAAAUUGACGGCGAAAGACGCGCGAUGAGUCUACUAUCUACGAGCCACUCGUCCUCUCGAAACUUUUCCAAAGAAUCUCUCAACCAUGCUAUCUUCGCUAACCCACACAUAUUACAUUAUUUAAACUGAUCUAUUAAUUGCUAACUCCACGAUCUGCCUCUGUUUCAAAGAAUUGGCAAAGAUGGCAAAAACAUGCCGCCGCUUCGAAAAUAUAUAAGCGAUUGAUAACAGGAGAAAAUACCUACAGUGUUCGCUCUGAAACAUUCUUCUCUGACGGCGCAUAGAUAUAGUCUGUAUACUCAUUAUGUGCACACUUAUAAAAAGAGAGAGAAAAAUUUAUCGAGUGGAUAAAGACAACAAGACGGAAGUUAUAAGAUGGCGUGAUCGACUUUGUAACUCAGUUUUUUCCAAACGUUCUCCAAGCACGUUUCAAUCGUAAUUCAUCAAUCACACUGCUGAUACACGAAGGAGAGAUAUGUAAGUACGAAGUGCACAUUUCGAGGAAAAAACGAAUUCGAAAAUUCUAGGUACACGCGUCUCUGUUUCACAAACAAACAAGAUUAAUCGUAAUGCUCGUGGGUAUUCUGCAAUUUUGUUAUUAUAUGCUGCUCUACUGUCAGGUGUAAAAAUACUGUCGCUAUUAUAUAACUGUAGAAAUUACCGAUGCUUCGUAUGGCUAUGUACAAAUGCGAUGGCAUAUUGUGAAUUUCGUAUGGUUACUUUUACGUUUAGGGAUAGUUUUGUAAACAAUUAUUUCCUAUCAUUUCUCGGAUUAGUAUCCCUUAUCGUAAUAUUUUUUAUCGAGAAAUUACACAUUGUUGGUAUAAUAACA
This is a messenger RNA of Trachymyrmex septentrionalis, 2092 nucleotides long. It is a transcript of the gene mats, whose product is annotated as MOB kinase activator-like 1. The coding region runs from base 635 to 1288 and encodes 217 amino acids. Gene Ontology annotation, molecular function: protein kinase activator activity. Gene Ontology annotation, cellular component: nucleus; cytoplasm. Lineage: Eukaryota; Metazoa; Arthropoda; Insecta; Hymenoptera; Formicidae. The transcript is spliced from 6 exons. The record is from RefSeq and is a predicted model, not a curated record. Gene Ontology annotation, biological process: hippo signaling; positive regulation of protein phosphorylation.